AUGUGGGGGUGGAGCCAGCAGGUGUGUUCACCUGUAAGCGGUCAGCUGCCGGUCCUUCCAUUCGUCGGAGCUCUGAUAGACCAGGCCAAACAUCUGGGCAACCUGGCCUUCAACAUCUGGAACAACAUGAAGGACAUGGUGACCUACACUCCUCUGGUUCUGGACCCAAACACAGCAAAUCCAAGAAUAAUCUUGUCUGAUGAUCUGACUGGUGUGACUGUAGGAGAGGAACAGCAGCUUCCUGAUAAUCCAGAGAGAUUUGAUAUCUGGUGGUCCGUCCUGGGCUCUGAGGGUUUUAACUCAGGGACCCACAGCUGGGAUGUUGAUGUUGGAGAUGGUAGAGCCUGGAUGCUUGGUGUGUUACCACAGUCAGUCCAGAGGAAAGGAGAGAUACUGUCUGGACGGUUGGUUAUACAGCUCUAUAAAGGUAAAUACAUAGCACGUUCUCCAGCAGCUCCUCUCAUAGAUCUAUCUGUCCAGAAAAGACUCCAGAGGAUCAGAGUGCAUCUGGACUAUGACAGAGGAAAGCUGUUGUUCACUGAUUUGGAUACUAACACACACAUACACAUCUUCACACACACCUUCACUGACAGGAUGUUUCCAUACAUCAUCACUGCAGGUAAAGUAAAAAUUCUGCCGAUGAAGAUCUCAGUGGUCAAAUACAAACUAUGAUGUUCUCAGCAUGAAGAACACAACGUCAAAUGAAACCUGAUUGGUCAGAUUGAAACUCUGACAGCAUGCAGGUGUGCUGAUCCUGAACAGGUGAGGACAGUGGAGAUUUCUGCUGAUGGAAACAAACUGAGAUCCAAACAUCCAGACUGAUGGAUGAAGUUUUGUUUUCUUAAAACAAGAACUCUGUUUCCGCUCAGCUCUCUAGGUCCCAACUCUGGACUUUGAUUAGGCCAUUACAACACCUUAAUUCUUAUCCAUCAGAAAAACACUAUAUUGCCAAAAAGUGACUCACAUAUAAGCUUCAGUGACAUCCCAUUCCUGAUCCAUAGGGUUCAAUAAGACGUUGGUCCACCAUUUGCAGCUAGAACAGCUUCAGCUCUUCUGGUAAGGUUGUCCACAAGGUUUAGGAGUUUUUAUAGGGAUUUUUGAUCAUUCUCUCAUUUGUGAGGUCACUUACUGAUGUUGGACGAGAAGGCCUGGAUCUCAGUCUCCGCGCUAAUUCAUUCCAAAGGUGUUCUAUCGAGUUGAGGUCAGGACUCUUCGAAAUUAUCACAAUACAUUUCUGUGAUAAUUUUCAUAUUUUUUAUUCUUUACCUAAAAAUUUAAAGCAUUAAAAAAACUGUUACUAUAACUAUUAAAAACUAGCAAACACACUCUAAAAACUAAUUAAAGCCAACUGAAAUAGACAAGCAAAAAGUCACAACGAAAUAAAACUAAACUACAAUGAAGAAUCCCAAACUAUUAUACUACUAUAACCCGAUUCCCAACAAAGCUUUUCAGUCAGGUUGUGCUCUGUACUUUGACUAGGUCAUUGCAACAUCUUGAUUCUUCUGCCACAGAGAUACAUUGAACCUGGUGAACCUACAUCCCAGUCUCACAUUUUCUGCCUCUGACAGAUUUUCCUCCAGGAUUUAGCUUCAUCCAUCUUACUACAGCAUGAUGCUGCCGCUACCAUGUUUCACCUUGGGAGUAGUGAGUUCACAGUGAUGUUUAAUUCUGCAUGUAAAUCAAACACGAUAAAUGUAAAAAUGAAAUGACAUCUGGAGAAAAUCAGAUUUUCCUUGACUAACUUAGAAAGUGUAUUUUAUAUUUGUCAACCAGUACUUACUUUGAUGGGUACAUUUAAAUAAUAUGCACUCUGCAUGUAUUUUAUGCACAUGCAUUGCCACUUGUUACAUUAUGUUUUCUCACAUUUGUGUGUUUUUCAUGUUGGAAAUCUAUAAAAUCAAUAAAAAUAUUUACAAAAAAGGUUUUCAAUUAUUUUAUUUGUAUUUUUAUUCAUAGUUUUUCCUAAUGCAAAUAAUGUAUUGAUCCAAUGUGAAACCCUCUAAAAACCCCUCAGAAAUCCAUUAUUAUCUUUUCAUUUCAAUCUUUAUCAUCAGAGCCUCAGUUUAAAUCCAGAUGAAUCAGCUCCACGUCACCAGCUGUUGCAUCUUUUCUGCUGAAGCUGCGGAGAAACUGAAGCAUUUCAGUGGAAGCAGGGAUGAAAAACUCUGCCUUGACCAAAACUUCUCCUUAUCAUUGAUUAAAAAAAAAA
Molecule: messenger RNA, 2209 nt
Organism: Poecilia reticulata (guppy)
Lineage: Eukaryota; Metazoa; Chordata; Actinopteri; Cyprinodontiformes; Poeciliidae
Product: nuclear factor 7, brain-like
Molecular function (GO): protein binding; zinc ion binding
Source: RefSeq, a predicted model, not a curated record